Molecule: messenger RNA, 1824 nt
Organism: Pararge aegeria (speckled wood butterfly)
Lineage: Eukaryota; Metazoa; Arthropoda; Insecta; Lepidoptera; Nymphalidae
Product: alpha-enolase-like
Exons: 4
Coding region: 39-1802 (587 amino acids)
Biological process (GO): glycolytic process
Cellular component (GO): phosphopyruvate hydratase complex
Molecular function (GO): protein dimerization activity; magnesium ion binding; phosphopyruvate hydratase activity
Source: RefSeq, a predicted model, not a curated record
CGUUCUAUUUAACUGACAGUUUAGUGUGAACCUAUAAAAUGGAUACGAGUGAUGGUAACUGCACUCCGUUGGACACAAGUUCUGUACCUCUCACUGUCGUUGGAUCCCCAAAGAGUUCUGAAAAUAUGUACUUGUAUGAUGACUCGUCAAUGUCCGACGGCAGCCUGUAUGCUAGCGACCAAGAAAAUCUCUCAGCGCCAAGAAAAAAAUCGGAGUACCGACGGCACCACAAGCGCCAUGCGUGCUGCACCCAACAGCAGCUCCAACAGCGGCAGGCGGCAAACCUGCGCGAAAGGCGUCGCAUGCAGUCCAUCAACGAUGCUUUUGAAGGCCUCCGCGCGCACAUCCCUACAUUGCCCUACGAGAAACGUUUAUCUAAAGUGGACACACUCAAACUUGCGAUCGGAUAUAUAAGCUUUCUCGGAGAACUGGUUAGUGUGGACAAAAAUGGAGACACGUUGCCGUCUAGGAUCUCCAACAACCUGAAAUCAAGUCACGAACAAAAGAAAAUCAUCAUUAGGGCUCGACAAAUAUACGAUGCAACCGGCGUACCGACUGUCGAAGUAGAUAUGGUAACAGAACUCGGGUUAUUUCGAGUCGGUGUACCAUCGACGGACAUGAAAAAGCUCGCUGAAGCAGUUCAGCUCCGUGACAAUAAUCCUUCCGAAUAUGCAGGCAUGGGAGUAGCUAAAGCUAUCAAGAAUAUUAACACCAUCAUUGCUCCCGAACUCAUUAAGCAAAAUCUCGAAGUCACUAUGCAAAAGGAGAUCGACCAAUUUAUGAUAGCCUUGGACGGUACUGAAAACAAAUCAAGGUUGGGUGCAAACGCUAUCAUGUGUGUGUCUCUGGUUGUAGCUAAAGCAGGAGCAGCCAAGAAAGGAGUUCCUCUUUAUAGGCAUAUAUCCGACAUGGCCAAUGUCGCCAGUAUUAUAUUACCAGUGCCUCACAUUACCAUUAUAGCUGGCGGAACGCUUAGCAAUAAUGGUUUACCGUUUCAGGAAUAUAUGAUAAUGCCCACAGGAGCUUCGACUUUCGCAGAAGCAAUGCGUAUAGGAAGUGAAAUAUAUCAUUAUGUAAAAAAUACUGUCACAGCAAAGUACGGUCCACAAACCUGUUUUGUUAGUCACACCGGUGGCAUGUCGAUACCACUAGAAAGUCACAGGGAUGCCCUAUUGCUGCUAACUGAUGCUAUAAAACAAUGUGGGUAUAUUGGAAAGGCUGAAAUUUCUAUAAACGCGUCUGCUAGUGACCUGUACAAAGAUGGAGCUUAUGAUUUAGAGUUCAAAAAUCCUAAUUCGAAUCCCCAGGAUUAUAUGUCCUCUGAUAAGUUAGCUGAAGUGUAUUUAGAUAAUAUGAAGGAGUUUCCAGUGUGUUCAAUAGAAGAUGGUUUCGAGUUUGAUGACUGGGCGGCUUGGUCCACUUUAACAUUGCGUACCACAGGUCAAUUACUCGGUAACGAUUUAACUCAGACAAACGUACGCAGAGUUGGAUUGGCUGUAGAAAAGAAAGCGGGAAAUGCCAUCGCUUUAAGAUUAAAUCAAGCAGGAACCCUCAACGAAAUUCUUGAGUCGUACAAAUUGUUGAAAUCAAACGGAUUUGGUAUAGCUAUAUGCGAUAGAUGGGGAGAUACGGAUGAUUUGUUCCUAGCCGACCUGGCGGUAGGGCUAUCAGCAGGUCAGGUUAGAUGUGGCGGACCAGUACGAGGUGAACGCGUUGGCAAGUACAAUCAAAUCAUUAGAAUCGAAGAAGAAUUAGGAGCACUGUCGAAGUAUGCUGGAAAAAAUUAUCGCGGCCAAUUGUAGUUAAUAUACAAAUUAUUAAAUA